Messenger RNA from Daldinia vernicosa, 3705 nucleotides. Its product is annotated as WD40 repeat-like protein. The record is from RefSeq and is a predicted model, not a curated record. Bases 442 to 3408 code for a protein of 988 amino acids. The transcript is spliced from 4 exons. Gene Ontology annotation, molecular function: protein binding. NCBI's taxonomy places the organism in Eukaryota, Fungi, Ascomycota, Sordariomycetes, Xylariales, Hypoxylaceae.
UUCCAACUCGCGCCACCCGCGGCAUUCCAUCUUCCUGGCCUGACAAGACAGCCUUAAAUCACUCUACCAUGCAUAGCAAUUGUAAUAUAAUAUUGUUGUUACCUAUAAUUCUCAAGACUAGCUAGUUGGGAUGGCUACUAUUCCCCUGUGCCCGAAUGUAUAUUUAACUCUUAUUUACGAUUGAGACAUAUGAGCACUAAGUCUUUAAGGCAUUCCUUUGACUACGGAUGCGACGGAGCGAAACAUAGCAAGGCAGACUACGCGCUACGAUAUCUUGCAGCAAACCUGAAACCACUGAUCGCGAAAUAUCACUUGAGCUAACUGUCUAUUCUACGAUUAUAUAUUAUAUACGUACGCGACCAGAGCGCCAUUGCGCCUAAGCGAAAGACCAAAUUUGGUCCCUAUUCCCAGGUGACCGCGGUCGUGGCAAGAUAAUGGAAUAUGUCGACCUCUUUACCGGCCACCGAGGUCGCGCGCCCUCAACAAGACGAUCUCACCGCUACCCGUGUUAAUACAAAAUCGAACCACAAUGGAUUGGACUCGCUUCAUGAUCUAGGGCAGUCGCCUACCAUCUCUGAUGAUCCGAGUACUAGCACACUGCUUAAAGGUUCUGCCAAGAGAGGCACAAAUAAGCUUACGCGGAAGGAUACGGGAGGAAAGGAUGUAAAAGAUAGAAAGGACGCAGAUCCCGGGGUGCGGACCAGCGCGCAACCUACACCCUCGCCGGCGCUCGAUCCAUUAUCUCACCAUAUAUUUGCAAGGACCAAUACCGAACGAUCUAUCGCCUCGAGGUUUCGCAACUCUGGACGGCCUGAUAGCCCUGCCAAUGAGGCGCUACCUCGUCUUUCCUCCGAUAUGUCAAUCAAGCAAGUGACCCCUCAGCUCGAUCACGUUAAGGAUAGAAGAAAGGGAGGUUUCCUUAGUCGCCUUAGCAUGAUCAGCGGCAAGAAGAAAGACAAUGGUAUUCACGACGAUGAAUCCGAAAUUAGCGAAAUGAGGACCGAGGGCGCGAAUGCUGUUGCUUUUUCUUCUACUGUUGGCGCCGGCGGAUAUAUCCCUCACCAUAAAGAACCACCGCGAUAUAUCAGGGUUAGAGCACAGAAUAAGAAAGUUAAGGAGUUCAACCGCAUGUUUCUCGCGCAGGAGCUCGUAGGCACGCAACAGCCAAUUCAGGAUGGUCAGAUAGGCACCGACGACGGAAGUGCAGCAGUACAGGAGCCUAGCAAGGAUGAACCAGCACCAGGAGGCCCUAUCUGGGCUGUUGAGUUUAGCAAAGAUGGAAAAUACCUAGCUACUGGAGGUCGGGACCGGGUUGUACGCAUAUGGGCGGUUAUCGCAACACAAGAAGAUAGGAAAGUGGACGAAGAGGAAGAAAAUGCUACCAGCGAGAAAGAGGAGCGUCUAAGCGCGCCGGUAUUUCACGCGAAACCGAUUCGGGAAUUUGUUGGCCAUGCGGGCGAUAUUCUCGAUCUCAGUUGGAGCAAGAAUAACUUCCUCCUUUCUUCGUCGAUGGACAAGACCGUUCGCCUAUGGCAUAUAAGUAGACAGGAAUGCUUGUGCACAUUUAAGCACAAGGACUUUGUUACGUCUAUAGCCUUCCAUCCUCGGGACGAUAGAUUCUUCCUAGCAGGUUCUCUCGAUUCUUACCUGCGACUAUGGAGCAUUCCAGAUAAAGCUGUCGCUUAUUCGAGCCAGCUCUCCGAUUUCAUUACUGCCGUUGCAUUCUCUCCCGACGGAAGAACUGCAAUAGCAGGGUGUUCGAACGGAUUUUGUAUGUUUUAUGAGACCGAGGGUCUCAAAUAUCAUACACAGAUUCACGUGCGGUCAUCACGAGGCAAGAAUGCUAAGGGGAGUAAGAUCACGGGUAUCGAAACGAUGGCAUUCCCUCCGGACAGCCCGGAUGGUGUGGUGAAGGUUCUCAUCACAUCAAAUGAUUCCCGGAUUAGGAUCUACAAUAUGGGUGACAAGAAUCUCGAUUUGAAGCUCAAGGGCCACACAAAUGCGUGUAGCCAGAUAAGAGCGACGUUCAGCGACGAGGGUAAUUAUAUCAUAUGUGGAAGCGAGGAUAAGAGAGCGUUUGUAUGGUCUACCAGCUCAAAACUUGCCGAGAACAAGGAAAAGAGGCCUUGCGAAUACUUCGAGGCCCAUUCCGACAUUGUUACUGGAGCCAUUUUUGCUCCGACAGCGACACGACAGUUAUUGCAAUCUUCUGGCGAUCCUAUAUUUACGCUAUGCAAUCCUCCUCCAGUAACAUUGCUCAGCAAAGAGGAAUCGGCCGUGACUCGAACGGUAGAGUCUCAAGAUACGCAGUCUGAAGGCUCAACCAAGAUAAAAAAGCCCGAAGAGUCUCCAGUGUAUAUCGCACGCUCCGCUCACUACGAUGGUAAUAUCGUCGUAACUACUGAUCACGCAGGUCUAAUCAAAGUCUUCCGCCAAGAUUGCGCCUUCGUCAAGCGUCGCCAUGAUAAUUGGGAGACUGGUUCGACGUUCUCUAGGAAGCUCGGAAGAGAUAGUUUGCUCGGACGAAGUGGUAGCAUAGCCACGCGAAUUAGUGCUAGUAGCCGAGAUCCGCAUUCUCGCCGAGGUUCACUCACGCAACCGCUUCAGGGUAUAUUCCAGGCCAACUCGGAUAGAAUCAAUACAUGGCGCUACGGCGUCGAAGGACAUCCGGGUAGGCCGGUCUCCCUAGCUAUAUCAACCCCUACGCGUAGCGAACGGUCCUUAUCGCCGAGUAAAGCGGCUCGUACUCCCGCAAAUUCCACCCCGAAUACAAGAAGACAUCAUUACGCAAGCAUGUCAGUUCCUAGUGCACCGGCGAGUCCUUCCUCUGGUAAACCAAUAAAUGGCAUUACCGACCGUUCAAAUUUACGAGAUUCACUGGUACCACCAACACCGAGCUUCUCAUUCCGACCACUCGACGAGGAAGAAGAUGAACUGCGUUUAGACCCUGCUGGCGCGAGCUAUUCGUUCUGGAAUCUUAAUAGAUGGCGAAACAGCAGCCAGGCGCGAGGUAAUGGCAUUCAUGGCCUAACUCCUGAUUCGGCGCAUAACCGUUCUGCAAGCACCGGUGUGGCCUCUGACGUAACGGUGGGCAAAGAUAGUCGACGGAAGAGCACAGCAGUAGAUACGGAAGAAUCCGAUAAAAACGACUCGUCAGAAAAAGCUAAUCGCCGCAAGAGUUUGCCGGCGGGAGCAAUAUUGUCACGGGCCCAGGAAGGUAACCAUCUGGCUCCCAUCAAGCCCGCUGCUCCUCGACCUGACUCGUACGUCAGCCACGUGAGCUCGGAAUUAACCAGCGAGGACGGCGAAGAUAUGCAGUGUCGUACAUGCGGCAGCCGAGAGUUCAGGAUGAAGAAAAUCGGGGGCAAGAAGAAGCUACUUUGCGGGAAAUGUGGCCGGGCAGUUUGAUCUUACCGCGGCUAGACGAUGAUGUACAAAUAUAUAAAUGAGAUACCUAUGCUUAAACUAUUACACGGUUGUACGAAGAAGAGCGGGUUUUGGAAUGAUUGGUUUGGUUACAUAUACGCAUGGCGAUGGACGUUGGUUUCUUUCUACAUAUCAACAGGGUUUUGGAGUUGAUGAAGAGGACUUGGGGCAUUGGUAUUGUGAUAUUGAUCAUCGGGGCGGAGAUACCACGAUCAAUUUAAAUACUGCUCUUUGAUAUAUAUAUAUACCUUUCAAUUCACGAAGUUUCUCACGUUUUAA